Messenger RNA from Falco peregrinus (peregrine falcon), 3522 nucleotides. It is a transcript of the gene GFRA1, whose product is annotated as GDNF family receptor alpha 1. Gene Ontology annotation, molecular function: signaling receptor activity. Gene Ontology annotation, cellular component: signaling receptor complex; external side of plasma membrane. Gene Ontology annotation, biological process: nervous system development. The record is from RefSeq and is a predicted model, not a curated record. Bases 361 to 1770 code for a protein of 469 amino acids. NCBI's taxonomy places the organism in Eukaryota, Metazoa, Chordata, Aves, Falconiformes, Falconidae. The transcript has 9 exons.
UGCUGUCGGUCCCUCCCCGGGAGCAGGCGCUGCCCACCCAAGGAGGCGACCGGCGCUGCUGCCCCGCUCAGUCGCGCACAGCCCGCGCCCUGUGCUUGCAGGUUGCUCAGACCUGAGAGCUCCGGGGGAACGCUCAGCAUUGGCGCCGCUGCCUGCCGCUGCUGGUGGGAGCGGUGAAGAAGAGAGAGGGGGUUGGUUUUGUGGUUUUCUGUUUUUUGGUUUGUUUUUUUUUUUUCCCCUUUUAUUCCAUGGAUAUGAACUUGGAGUCUUUGGACCUCGGCGGUUUGGGAAUAUCUACAUGCUGAUCCUCUUUGUUGUGGCACAUCAGCUCGUUUGGGGAAACCAUCCGAAGGCAGCAAGAUGUUUCUCGUCGUCUUGUACUUCGCUUUGCCCUUAGUAGAUGUACUUCUGUCCGCAGAAGUGAGCGGGCUGCCUGGAGGGGACCGCCUCGAUUGCGUGAAAGCCAGCGACCAGUGCCUCAAGGAGCAAAGCUGUAGUACUAAAUACAGGACACUGAGGCAGUGUGUAGCCGGCAAAGAGAGCAACUUCAGCCGGGCGACAGGCCUGGAGGCAAAGGACGAAUGCAAAAGCGCCAUGGAAGCUCUCAAACAGAAAUCUCUGUACAACUGCCGCUGUAAGAGGGGCAUGAAGAAGGAGAAAAACUGCCUGCGCAUUUACUGGAGCAUGUACCAGAGCUUACAGGGAAAUGACUUGCUUGAAGAUUCCCCUUAUGAGCCAGUAAACAGCAGACUAUCAGACAUAUUCAGGCUAGCACCAAUUGUAUCAGUGGAGCCAGUACUUUCAAAGGGGAACAAUUGCUUGGAUGCAGCAAAAGCUUGUAACCUAAAUGAUACCUGCAAGAGGUUCAGAUCUGCUUACAUAACCCCCUGCACCAGCAGCACGUCUAAUGAGAUCUGUAACAAGCGGAAAUGUCAUAAGGCCCUCCGGCUAUUUUUUGACAAAGUCCCCCCAAAGCACAGCUACGGGAUGCUCUUCUGCUCCUGUCGAGACGUAGCCUGUACAGAAAGGAGACGGCAGACUAUUGUUCCUGUGUGUUCAUAUGAGGACAGGGAGAAACCAAACUGCCUGAAUUUACAAGAAUCCUGCAAGAAGAAUUACAUCUGCAGAUCUCGCCUUGCAGAUUUCUUCACAAACUGCCAGCCUGAGUCACGGUCUGUUAGUAGCUGUCUGAAGGAGAACUAUGCUGACUGCCUCCUCGCUUACUCGGGGCUUAUUGGCACGGUGAUGACGCCAAACUACAUAGACUCAAAUAGUCUCAGUGUUGCCCCGUGGUGUGACUGCAGCAACAGCGGUAAUGACAUAGAUGAAUGCCUGAAAUUUCUGAAUUUCUUCCAGGAUAACACAUGCCUUAAAAAUGCAAUUCAGGCCUUCGGCAACGGUACUGAUGUGAACGUGUGGCAGCCAAUCUUACCAGUACAGACCACUACAGCCACAACUACAACAGCUUCCAGAGUUAAAAACACAGGUUCGGAGACCACCAACAAUGAAAUACCCACCCACAACGAUUCACCAGCAUGUGCAAACCUGCAGGCACAGAAGAAGCGGAAAUCCAAUGAAUCUGUAGAUACAGAGCUCUGUCUUAAUGAGAAUGCUAUUGGGAAAGACAACGCAGCAGGAGUCUCCACCAGUCACAUAUCUUCGGAGAAUUCACCUGCUGUUCCUACAAGCUUCUAUCUAAGCACACCGCUCACUCUGAUGACACUUGCACUCUCACUCUGUUUGUUCCUAAGCUCAUCAGUCGUCUUGUAGCUGCAUUGCAAAAGGACGUGUUAAAAAAAAAAAAAAAAAAUCUGUUUCCUGUCCUCUGUUGUUUAUCUGGAAUUCCAGAUCUGGGAGCUAAGCUGAGGCACUCCUGCUAGAACAGUUUCAGUCAGCUGGAUUUUUUUUUUUUUUCUCUCUCUAAAAAAGCUUCUUGUGAUAUUUAGAGGCUUUGUGAAAUACUUGGUGCAGUGCUACAUUCCAAACCCAAAAGGCUUUUGGGCAUGCAGUGUUUUAAAGAGACAGUGUGUAAAUUUGCCUGUGAAGCGACCUGGUUGGAUUAUUUUAAUAAUAAUUAUUUUAAUUCUGGCUUUUACCAGAGAAGGAGGAUGGCAGUUUUCUUAAGAUCCUGUUUAUCUCAUUGAAUGGUUUUGGUUUUCAAAUUGAUUGAACUUCAGGCUAUCAAGGAUGCCAGGUGUUUGUCUAAUGGUGAAUGUUCUCCCAGAGAGUGGACUUUAUGAAACUUCUUCACUUGAUAAAUUGCUACUGAUGUUAAACUCUUUCAGUGUAUUAGCAUUUUCCUCUUUAAAUGUUUACGUACUGUAAGUGAUUCUGCGUUCCCCGCCGAGAAGCCAUUAUAAUUCACAUACAGGUGUAAUGUACGUCUUUCAGUUAUAUUCUCAUAAAAAUAGAGUGUGGCAUAGAACUUUCUAACAGUACAUUUAUCUCUUAAUUAUAAUCAUCUAGCCUUAACAAGGGUGGAGAUUCUUUCAAUUAACAAGAAGCAGCCAUUGUGAAAGCUUGAUAAAGAUCUGUUUCUUUAAAUUUGAGGAUAAACGGUAGAAACAAAUUUUGCUACAGGGUUUCAGCUGUACAGUCAAUGGUCUUCUAUGCUUCCAUUGUGGUAAUAUAGUCCAGUUAUGAUACUGUUUGUUUAAUAAACAAAUGACAUACAAUUUAUUUGCUCUACUAAACCAGCAUUAUCUGUUUAUACGUAGCUGAUAAUGUCAGCUCAAAAAAGUACAGGAACUUCAUGCCUUACUUCUCUUAUCACAACAUUGUAGAGGGAAAAGACGUAGUAGAAUAUCAUUUAAACUGUGUUUUAUUUCUAAGACUGCUAAAAUCAACACAAAAGGAUGGUUGAUCCAAUUACAAGGCAGCGUCAUGCACACUCACCCCUCUGACAGGCUUUUCGCACCCUGGCAGUUCCUACUGCAGACCUUGGCAUCACUGACAUGAUGAACUGUUUGCAAGACCAGUUCCAUAAAUUGUUUUAAUGGUUUGGAUGGCAAUAUUGCCGGUAUAUAUGAUUUGAUCGCUUUGGUUUUCAUUCAGUGGCAUUGACAGCCUGUGCUGGCUCACGGUGAUUUUCUGUGGUAUCUAGAAGGAAUUCUUUAAAGCUGUAAAUGUCAUCACAUGGGCAGCAUUUCUCCUAAGGGCUGUCUUUAUACCUUACUGUGAUGGCUUGUUGACUGUUCCAAGCAGUUUUGUCUAAAUUAUCAACAGUAAUCACUUUUUGUUUCUAUUGAAAGUAGAAGAUAACUUCACCAAGCAAGGAGUUCAUCAUGUUGAAUUUACAGAUUUGCAUGGAGACUUACACAAUGAUGCCCCGUCCUGCUCUGAAAUGUCCAGAUCAGUUAUUUGCAAUUCAACUAUAAAGUAUGAAUAGCUGUUUUAUAACCUGCAGUGAAGCUUGGGAGUGUGCAAAAUUCACGUCUUACUAAGAGAUCAUUAAACCUAUUGACAAGUUCAUCUUUUGCUUUUUUUCUUAGCUAAUAAUAAACACUUUCAUAAAUUCUGAAA